AUGUUGCAAGCUACGUUGAGAGGGACACUACGCGGGAGAUGCGGUGCUGUUGCCGCCGUUUCAGGGAGAAGGCUGUUCAGUCGGGGAGCCGUGUGCAGGGCGGACCUGGUGCAGGAGUUGUACCUCCGUGAGUUGCGUGCUGUGACACAGCAGCUGGACCGUGCCGCGCUGGCGUCGCCGGAGGGGUCUGUUGUCGAGUGGAGUGCCCCGGGGAGACCAGCGGCCCCCGCGGUGGAGGCGGCGGAUGCGGCUCUGUUGCAACAGUACAGGGACACGAAGAUCGACGUCACGGGUGCGGUCACUAGCCAGAGCGCAGAACAACAGCCACAGCAAGAAACUGAAGAAGACUGGCUGGUCAUUGGCGACGCAAGGGACGACACAGCAGACAACCACCACUGA
Huiozyma naganishii CBS 8797 is the source of this 399-nucleotide messenger RNA. RefSeq names its product F1F0 ATP synthase subunit h (gene ATP14). The transcript has a single exon. The record is from RefSeq and is a predicted model, not a curated record. Gene Ontology annotation, biological process: proton motive force-driven ATP synthesis. Lineage: Eukaryota; Fungi; Ascomycota; Saccharomycetes; Saccharomycetales; Saccharomycetaceae. The coding region runs from base 1 to 399 and encodes 132 amino acids.